AGUCAAAGAAAAGUUUUGUUGUCGCCAAAUUUUGUUAGUAGGAUAGGCAAGAAAACUAAUCAAUAAAAUCGUGUUGGUAUACGUUAUUAUUACACUAUUACAAUGUCGGAAAAGCAAAUGAAAAGGAAGUUGUCCUCUGAAAAUGGUACCGACAUAUCUGGACCACCACUUAAAUCAAAAAAUAUCCAGUGCCCGUAUUUGGAUACAAUAAAUCGACAUGUACUUGAUUUUGACUUUGAGAAACUGUGUUCUGUUUCACUUACUAGAAUCAAUGUUUAUGCUUGUUUAGUCUGUGGUAAAUAUUUCCAGGGUAGAGGAACCAACACCCAUGCCUAUACACAUUCUGUAGCAGAUGGUCAUCAUGUCUAUUUAAAUUUACAUACCUUAAAGUUUUACUGUCUGCCAGAUAACUAUGAAGUUAUAGAUUCAUCACUGAAUGACAUCAAGUAUGUCUUGAAUCCAAUAUUUACUGCGGAACAGAUAAAGCAGUUGGACACGGACACAAAGAUGUCUAGAGCUAUUGAUGGUACCAUGUACAUGCCUGGCAUUGUGGGCCUUAACAACAUCAAGGCGAAUGAUUACUGCAAUGUCAUACUACAGUGCCUGUCGCAAGUACGACCCCUGCGUAACUACUUUUUGCGCGAGGAAAACUAUGCAGAUGUGAAAAGACCACCCGGUGACUCAUCAUUCUUACUGGUGCAACGAUUUGGAGAACUUCUUCGGAAAUUGUGGAACCCGAGGGCUUUUAAAGCACAUGUGUCGCCCCAUGAAAUGCUGCAGGCAGUGGUUCUGUGGUCAAAGAAGAGGUUCCAGUUUAUAAAACAGAGUGAUCCAAUAGACUUUAUGUCAUGGUUUCUUAACUCUCUGCAUAUGGCUCUGAAUGGUACUAAGAAACCAAAUAGUUCGAUUAUCUAUAAAUCAUUUUUAGGGCACAUGAGGAUAUACACAAGAAAACUCCCUCCGCCCGACGCCGAUGACGCGGCGAAAGUGGACUUGACCAGUGAGGAGUACAAUGAGAUGAUCACGGAAUCUCCGUUCCUGUACCUCACCUGCGACCUGCCGCCGACGCCUCUGUUCACUGACGAGUUCAGAGAGAACAUCAUCCCUCAGGUAAAUCUAUACCAAUUACUAUCUAAAUUUAAUGGUCAGACGUCGAAAGAGUACAAAACUUACAAGGAGAAUUUCUUGAAAAGGUUUGAAAUCACUCAGCUGCCGCCGUAUCUUAUAUUGUACAUUAAACGAUUCACAAAGAACACAUUCUUUGUUGAGAAGAAUCCUACGGUCGUCAACUUCCCUGUCAAAAAUGUAGAUUUCGGCGAUAUCCUCACGCCGGAAGUGAAGGCUAAGCAUAAAGGGCAAACUAUAUAUGAAUUGGUUGGCAACAUAGUCCACGACGGCACGCCAGAGAAGGGCACGUACAGGGCCCAUGUACUGCAUAAACCAACACAGCAAUGGUACGAAAUGCAGGAUCUUCACGUGACCAGUAUACUACCGCAGAUGAUCACUCUAACGGAAGCAUAUAUUCAAAUAUAUGAAUUGAAGCAGGAUUAAUUUAAGUUUUAAAGAAUAAAAUAAAAAAUUUCGUCUUAA
Amyelois transitella is the source of this 1590-nucleotide messenger RNA. It is a transcript of the gene Usp39, whose product is annotated as ubiquitin carboxyl-terminal hydrolase 39. NCBI's taxonomy places the organism in Eukaryota, Metazoa, Arthropoda, Insecta, Lepidoptera, Pyralidae. The coding region runs from base 103 to 1551 and encodes 482 amino acids. The record is from RefSeq and is a predicted model, not a curated record. Gene Ontology annotation, biological process: mRNA processing; protein deubiquitination; spliceosomal complex assembly. The transcript has 10 exons. Gene Ontology annotation, molecular function: zinc ion binding; cysteine-type deubiquitinase activity.